AAAAGGAUUGCCCUCUCAUUUCCUUAUCUCCUCGUCUCUCUCAUCCUCCCUGCCAAACUGCCACAAAUUGUUAGUGUGCAAAAAAUACAGGGGAGGAAGAAACCCAGAGGUUUAGGAGAAGCAUGUCUGCCACACUCUCUGCUUUGAAUCUCCCCUCAUUACCUCUCCGAAUUCAAUCAAAACUCCACACUCCUUCCUCCACUCAAACCCCAUCUAAAUUAAACCCUAAUCCAAACAAAUUAACCCUAAUCAAACAAGAUCAAGAUCAUUUUUUUCAUCCUUUAAAAUCUUGUGCUCUUCCUCUUUCUACUCUCGCAUUGCCCUUCCUUCUAAAUGCCCAGGAUGCAUUGGCGGUUGAGGGUCAAUUGGGGAUAUUGGAGGGAAGAACAGCAGCAUUGAUACACCCAGCAGUGAUGAGUGGGCUAUUUGUUUAUACAUUGUGGGCCGGUUAUUUGGGCUGGCAAUGGCGUAGAAUUAGGACUAUCCAAAAUGAGAUUAAUGAGCUUAAGAAGCAGGUUAAGCCUGUUGCUGUUACUCCUGAUGGUUCUCCUACUUCUGAUAAUCCUGCCCCUCCCUCUCCUAUUGAAUCCAAAAUCAAGCAACUUACUGAGGAGAGAAAAGAAUUGUUAAAAGGGAAUUUUAGGGACCGACACUUCAACGCUGGCUCAAUUUUGCUGGGGUUUGGUGUUUUUGAGGCAGUUGGUGGAGGACUUAACACAUAUAUUAGAGUAGGAAAGCUAUUUCCUGGGCCUCAUUUAUAUGCUGGAGCAGCAAUUACAGUGCUGUGGGCAGCAGCUGCAGCACUUGUACCUGCAAUGCAGAAAGGGAAUGAAACCGCUAGAAGUCUUCACAUUGCUCUGAAUGCUUUAAAUGUUAUCUUGUUCAUAUGGCAGAUCCCCACUGGAAUUGAUAUAGUCUUCAAAGUUUUUCAAUUCACUAACUGGCCUUGAAUCGCAUCAAUUCAGGUCUGGCAUUCCUUGCACAUUCCCUGUGCUAAAUUGUUUACUCGUAUAAACACAUAAGUUGUUUUUUCCUCCCUGUUCCCAUUUCCUUGUCCCUGUACUGUGAAUAGCUUUAUACUUGCAAGGUGAAAAUAUGUAUUGUCUAGCUGUAAAAAUUGUAAUGAAACAUGAGAUUCUGGUAUCUACGGAGCUGUAGUGUUACAUUCUUUUGAAGACUAUUACAAUGGGCUAUGGAAUUAGAGGGAUGAUUAUAGACAACAAGUUUUUGUUUGUUUGUUUGUUGAACGAGCCUCAAUAACCUUCUCCUGUGAGCUAUUUAUUCUGUAUUGGCAAUGGUGAUGUUGUUAUCAAUGGUGAUGUUAUAUAAUUUAUUUUAUAUAUUA
This is a messenger RNA of Chenopodium quinoa (quinoa), 1345 nucleotides long. RefSeq lists its product as uncharacterized. The coding region runs from base 123 to 950 and encodes 275 amino acids. The record is from RefSeq and is a predicted model, not a curated record. NCBI's taxonomy places the organism in Eukaryota, Viridiplantae, Streptophyta, Magnoliopsida, Caryophyllales, Amaranthaceae. Gene Ontology annotation, cellular component: chloroplast thylakoid. The transcript has 4 exons.